AUGAGAAACCAUACAAUACUAACCAGAUUCAUCCUCCUGGGACUAACAGAUGACCCCUAUCUGAAGAUUCUGAUUUUUGUAUUUCUCCUUAUCACCUACAUGUUGAGUGUAAGUGGAAACCUGACCAUCAUCCUCCUCACAUUAGUGGAUUCCCACCUUAAGACCGCCAUGUAUUUUUUUCUCCAAAAUUUUUCCUUCUUGGAAAUCUCAUUCACUUCUGCCUGUAUUCCUAGAUUUCUGUAUAGUCUAUCAACAGGAGACAGGGUCAUUACCUACAAUGCUUGUGCAUGCCAACUCUUUUUUACAUACCUGUUUGGAAUAACAGAGUUUUUCCUCCUGGCCACCAUGUCCUAUGAUCGCUAUGUAGCCAUCUGCAAACCCCUGCAUUAUGUGACCAUCAUGAACCAUGGGGUCUGCAAAAGGCUCAUCUUCUCCUGUUGGAUGAUUACUUUGAUCAUCAUGUCCCCACCACUUAGCUUAGGACUAAAUCUGGAAUUCUGUGACUUUAAUAUCAUUGACCACUUUGUCUGCGAUGCUAAUCCUAUCCUGAAGAUCUCAUGCUCAGAUACCUGGUUCAUAGAGCAGAUAAUUAUUGUCUGUUCUGUAUUGACAUUUAUCAUGACUCUGGUGUGUGUGGUUUUGUCCUAUAUGUAUAUCAUCAGAACUAUUCUAAGAUUCCCCUCUGCUCAGCAAAGGACAAAAGCCUUUUCUACCUGUUCUUCCCAUGUUAUUGUGGUUUCUAUCACCUAUGGCAGCUGCAUCUUUGUCUAUAUCAAACCUUCAGCAAAAGAUGAAAUGGCCAUCAAUAAGGGAGUGUCAAUACUCACUACUUCCAUUUCCCCCAUGUUAAAUCCAUUUAUUUAUACCCUGAGGAACAAGCAAGUGAAACAAGCCUUUAAUGACUUGUUCAAAAGAUUUAUAUUGCUUUCUAAAAAAUAG
Molecule: messenger RNA, 939 nt
Organism: Tupaia belangeri chinensis (Chinese tree shrew)
Lineage: Eukaryota; Metazoa; Chordata; Mammalia; Scandentia; Tupaiidae
Product: olfactory receptor 6C2-like
Exons: 1
Coding region: 1-939 (312 amino acids)
Biological process (GO): G protein-coupled receptor signaling pathway
Cellular component (GO): membrane
Molecular function (GO): olfactory receptor activity; G protein-coupled receptor activity
Source: RefSeq, a predicted model, not a curated record